GAAAAGCACUUUACACAGAUAAAAAAACGACACAAUUUACAUCAAGAAUUGCGACUGAAAAGUGCCAACUUCACUUUAUUGAGAUCAUUUGUGUUCUUUUAUGUUCUGUUCAUACAGAUAAACUUCAGUAUGAGAUGAUGCAUGUGGAACUUUACGAUUCUGCUAACAACUCAUAACUGUUAAUGAUUACUCAUUAUAGUGGGGAUUGUAGCAGGAACAAUAACUCUGAUGAUCAUAAAAAUUAACAGCUAAACUGUACCCCUGAUGUAUUCUCCAUGUAUUCAUUAUGGUGAGUGCAUUUGUACUGUUCCUCAUCUUAAGUGAAUGUCGGUUGAUAACCUCUGCAACAACCUUGAUGAAAGCCAUUAACGAGAUUAACCAAGAAAUCUUUGCAUUGAGGACUGAAGCUAAUCAUGAAACUUAUGCCCAAAAUCACAAACCGCAUGAUCUAUGCCCGAAAAAGAUUAUGGCCUUUGUACCUCAAAAAUUUGGGAUCAAAGACACCAGAUUUUUCAGAAACUUUGAGAAGAUAAAGGAACUUCUAGCCAAUAUCACAAGGGAAAAGAGCAUAAUCGAAACCCUGGAUAGAGAGAUCUAUAUAAUUGACCAGUUCCAUAACAGGAUAAAGUUCACUGUAGAGGUAAUGAAUGAAGAUGUAGAAACUCUCAGUAAGAGAAGGUUGACGGGCUUGGCUAACAUGUGCUACCAGUAUGAGAAGAUCAGGAGCAAAUCUGAUACAUUGGUGGAAGGUGAAGAUGAAGUGAUUCAACUCAGAGACAAGAUGGAGGAAGCAGAAAUGUCCUUACUUUAUGAAAGAAUGCAUGAUGUCAAGGAAGAUCGGGUACGGAUGCAGAAGUUCUGUGCGGAUCGGUUAAAAAACAUUACAAGCUUGAUAAAUGAAAUUUUUGAUAGUGAAAAUAAGAAUGAUAUAGCAAUGAAGACAGGGGAAGUAAUCAGGGAACUAGAGUUCGAGUUGUUGGCUGCACAUAGUAUGAGAGAAAGUAAAAAGACAGAACUUUUCAACACCCCAGAAGAGUUUGAAAAACUGAAGAAGGAUCUCGAGAUGAAGGCUUAUGUACUGGAUCAUUAUAAGGAUGACAUUGAGUGUUACAAAAAACUUAAAUCAUCAACUAUGAAAAUAGAAAAGCCAUCAUUUGGGCAUGUAUUGUAUUUGUUGAUGUAGUACUUAAUAAUUUAGAGUUUUUUCUUAUUCAGUAUGGAAAUACCUGUAUUUAAAGGAAAAGCCAAAACUUCAGUAAGUGAAUGCAUCAGCUAAGGUAAAUUAAGGUUCAUUAUUAGAUAUAUGAACAUACUUGCAUAAAGAAACAGAAUUUAAUAGCUCGAAAGUUUAUUUCACACUACUUUUUUUUAAUAUGAUGGCAAAUACAAAAAUGUUAAAUCAAUAUAAAUUUAAAUUGUUCUUAUGAACUAAACUGGAUACAUUUCUAUGGUGCUGGUUGCAAAUUAGAACUCAUAAAACCUUAAUUAUUAUUGGACUAAGAUGUAUUAUACUUAUUACGUGCACAAACAUAUUAUACCAAAAACAAAUCUUACUUUCAGUUACCCUUGGCUUCGCACAUAAUUUCAAUUUGAAAAACAGGGACACCAUGAGUACAUUCUUUUUAAUGGCAUUCAGGCAUUCCUGAGUUUCCUAUUUCCAUCUUUGUCUUGAGGCAAUAUUGCUUUACUAAAAGCUACAUAUAAGUUGUCCAUGGCUAAAUACUGGAUUUCAUAAAUAGAUACCAGUUUUUCCAAAGGUUUGACCUUGUGCUUUAUUUAUCCUCAUUACAAAUGUAAGUUGUAUUGUAAAUUGUGGUUUGAUGAAAGAAAAAUGUUUUGUCUGUUGUCAUUAAUGUUAUUCUUGGAAUAAAUACUGUUUGGCCUUUGUUU
This is a messenger RNA of Homalodisca vitripennis (glassy-winged sharpshooter), 1890 nucleotides long. RefSeq lists its product as uncharacterized. The coding region runs from base 287 to 1183 and encodes 298 amino acids. NCBI's taxonomy places the organism in Eukaryota, Metazoa, Arthropoda, Insecta, Hemiptera, Cicadellidae. The transcript has 2 exons. The record is from RefSeq and is a predicted model, not a curated record.